AUGCUCAAAUUCCCCGAGAAACGCAAUGACUGGAGUCUAGAUAUUGUUAGCUUGCUCGCCGUCAUUGGCGAAAGCGCCAUGUCGGCACAUUCCCAACCGCUAACGGCUUCAAUUCUUUGUCUGCUACCUCGUAUCCUGCCUGCUCCUCAGGCGCUUUUAAGACACGAAAGGCCAACCCGCCUCCCCUCCAUUCCUGCACAUAUUGUGAGCAUCCACUCCGGCACUCUCCUCGUGGAGCUUAACCAUUUUGCAAAUCUCCUCUACAGCAUCGAUCUUCCUAGCUUCAACAUUAGAGAGAUCCGGAUCAAACAUCGAGAAGGCUACAAGGAAACGCUCCGCGACGAGAAAAAUCUUAGAAAUCGUGUUCUUAGAACGCCAAAGGGUGUGAUUCAUGCCAGGCGUUUUUCGCCCCUAUCCAUCCUAUCAGUUGCAUCAUUCUUGCUAUCUAUUGGCCUGUGUGUAUGGGCUGUUAUCCUCGAGGAUGGCGUCGCAGUUGUUGCGAUCGUGGUGGUGUCAUUAACGUCUAGUAUCAUUGGAUUAUCCUCCAUGUGGCACGCAAAUUUGACGGUGCGGAAACGCAAAACGGUUGUGCCGGACGGUGAUCUGGUUGUCCGGACGAGACAGGGAGCAUUCAUCAUCAUACGGUGUACGGAAGAGGUCGCCCGCGAGCUCUACACAGGUACAGAAGAAUGUAGCUACGUCGUCGGCGACCAGAUAUUCCGCGCCCUAGUUGGGGUAGGCACAUUCCUGCUUAUGAGCGCUGUCAUCCUGAUGGGAAACUCUACUUGGACUAUGCAAGCGGCACUCGGCGGUUCAUACGUCUUCCUGAACGGUUGCUAUCAGAUCGCCGCACUGUUCCCCAAAGGCUGGCAUUGGAAUCUUAUACGUUAUGAGAUGGAAGAGAUCAGAAGCAUGGAAGGUAAUACAUACACGCAAGCACUGUGGAAGGCCAUUCAUGUUUCACAGUCCACCGACUGGGUGCGGGUGAGCCAUGCAGCUCCCAACUCCGAAGCAUGGAGGGCGUGGAUCGAUCUAGCCGCGGAAAAUAUACAUGAUCCAAAUUGGGAUGCGCAGAAGGUGUUGGACGACCUGCUAAAUGCAGAGAUGAACGAGGCUGGAUUUCAACCUGUAAAAAUGGGUGUUGUGAGGGAGGAAUCACUCUCACCUAAAAGUGAUGAGAAAUGA
Messenger RNA from Histoplasma capsulatum G186AR, 1185 nucleotides. RefSeq lists its product as uncharacterized. Lineage: Eukaryota; Fungi; Ascomycota; Eurotiomycetes; Onygenales; Ajellomycetaceae. The coding region runs from base 1 to 1185 and encodes 394 amino acids. The transcript has a single exon. The record is from RefSeq and is a predicted model, not a curated record.